Molecule: messenger RNA, 805 nt
Organism: Osmia bicornis bicornis
Lineage: Eukaryota; Metazoa; Arthropoda; Insecta; Hymenoptera; Megachilidae
Product: eukaryotic translation initiation factor 4E type 3-like
Exons: 6
Coding region: 32-667 (211 amino acids)
Biological process (GO): translational initiation
Cellular component (GO): eukaryotic translation initiation factor 4F complex
Molecular function (GO): translation initiation factor activity; RNA 7-methylguanosine cap binding
Source: RefSeq, a predicted model, not a curated record
UUGACGUUAUAAGUAAAUCGUCGUUUUGAACAUGGCCUCGAUGGAGUGCGCACUGAAAGACGAGGCAAGUUCAGGAGAUAUAACGCAAGUGCCAGUGUUUUCAGACGAAAGGAUCAAAAGGAUCGAAGAACAGGAAACAUCAGGAGAUCCGUUGCAAUCAUCCUGGACAUUUUGGUUGGGCAGAGCUAUUUCUGCUUCAACUGUUGAGGAAUAUAAGACAAAUUUAUUGAAGAUCUAUACUGUCAACACUGUACAAGGAUUUUGGGCUGUUUUUAACAAUAUACCAAGUGUUAAAUAUAUACAAGUGAGAUGGAAUUAUCAUUUGAUGAGAGAUGAAAGAUAUCCAUUGUGGGAGGAACCUGUUAAUCAACACGGUGGAACAUGGAGAUUAAAAUGCCAUAAAUCAGAUACUGAAAAGAUUUGGAAAGAAGUGGUGCUUGCAGCUAUUGGAGAGCAGUUUGAUGAAUGUGUAGCUGAAGGUGAUGAGGUUUGUGGAGUAACUGCAUCUGUAAGGGACAGAGAAGAUGUUGUUGAUAUUUGGAAUACAAAUGCUACUUUAGCAUCAAAAGCUACUGUCUUAGAGAAAGUUCAAUCUCUUCUGCCUAAUAUAAACUGCACAAAAUUCUAUAAACCCCACCAAUCGCAUCAUGCCUAUGGUCGCAGUUAAAAAGUUGAGAAGCUACAAAAAAUCUCAAAUUGUUGAUAAUUAUUAAUUAACGUUGUUUUAAUACACAGUUCUAAUAACCGUAUAUAAAUUGUUGAUAUUGUAAUUAUAAAUUGUGAAAUACAUUUUUAUAUUUAUUAA